AUGCUAGGUGUUGUUGAUUGGAAUAUGAAAUUUCUGUAUGUCUUUCCUGGCUGGGAGGGUUCAGUCUCUGACUCAAGAGUCUUGCGUGAUGCAAUGAGAAUAACUCGCCAAGAUGCAUUUGUUGUACCUAAUGGAAAAUAUUACUUGGCUGAUGCUGGUUACAUAAAUGGACCAGGAUUUCUAACACCAUUCAGGUCUACUCGGUAUCACUUGAAAGAGUGGAUAUCAAGUCAACAACAAUCCAAAACAGCCAAAGAGUUGUAUAAUUUGCGUCACUCUGGUGCUAGAAAUGUGGUAGAGAGAACUUUUGGGUUGUGGAAGAAAAAAUGGGAUAUCUUACGUUCUCCAAGUUUCUUUGACAUAAAGGACCAGCACAACUUUGCAAGGGAUAGGCAGCGUGUGAUGGAUGACUUGCUGCUUCCUGAAGUGGAUGCUGAAAUAGUAGCUCAGCCAAUCGAUCAUGUAGAUGAUGCUGGUUACAUUAGAACUGUUCAAGUCAUGAACGAAUGGACUAACUUCAGGAACCAAUUAGCUGAUGGCAUGUUUGCUGAUUACCAAGUGGCCCAUGUGGAACUAGAGGCGGAGUAG
This is a messenger RNA of Brachypodium distachyon (stiff brome), 588 nucleotides long. RefSeq lists its product as uncharacterized. The record is from RefSeq and is a predicted model, not a curated record. The transcript is spliced from 3 exons. The coding region runs from base 1 to 588 and encodes 195 amino acids. Lineage: Eukaryota; Viridiplantae; Streptophyta; Magnoliopsida; Poales; Poaceae.